AUGAGGGGUCCCUACAAGAGGCCUGGGGAGAAUGAAGACCAGGAGGAGGGGGCGGCAGCGGCCGCUGGGCGUCUUGCAGGGGCCCCGGAGGCUGAGAAGCGUUCGGAAGUUGAUUCAGACUCCGACCAGGAGACGGAAGGCAUCCAUGGGCCUGGAGAACUGGUCAAGGAUACUCUCUACCUGAGGUCUUGCCAAGCCAAUAGAGUUGUGCCCGCCUCCUGCUUUCUGCGCCAAGGGAACGCCCCAGAGCUGAACCUGCGGCACCGUGGCCUAGGCCCCCAGGGUGCCCGGGCUCUGGCUUCUGCACUGAACUCCAAUCCCUAUGUCAAGCAGCUGGACCUUCGAGACAAUGGGCUCUGUGGGGCUGGUGCGGAGGCCCUGGCAGGUGCCCUGAGCAAAAGCAGCAGCAUUUGUGAUGUGGACCUGUCAGAGAACCAGCUGGGAGCCGUGGGAGCCCGGGCUGUCUGUGCUGCCCUCAUGGUGAACCCAACCAUGCAGAGGAUACAGCUGGCAGGGAAUGGCAUGGAUGAGCAGGCAGCUCCAUACCUUGCUGAAUUCCUGCUGGCCCACACAGGCCUGAAAUCCCUGGACCUGAGCUAUAACCAGCUGAAUGACCAAGCAGGGGAGAUGCUCGGACCAGCCCUAGCAGAAAAUACAGGACUCACCGAGCUUAAUAUAAGCUGGAAUCACCUUCGAGGACCAGGAGCUGUAGCCUUUGCCAGGGGACUUGAGGCAAACAUCUUCCUGAGAGUCCUGGACAUCUCAUACAAUGGCUUUGGAGAUCCUGGAGCAUCUGCAGUGGGUGAGGCACUUAAGACCAACAAUGUGUUGGAGGAACUUAACAUGAGCAACAACCGUAUUUCUGCAGUGGGAGCCUUGAGCCUGGGCCUGGGCCUCCGGGUCAACCAGACACUGAGGAUUCUUGUUGUGUCCAGGAAUCCCAUGCGAGGUGAAGGCUGCUUUGGAGUUCUAAAGUCUGUCCGGGAUAAUCCAGCGUCUGCCCUAGAACUGCUGGAUUUCUCUGGUAUCCAAGUGGACAGAGAGUUUGAUGACCUUGCUAGCUCAGUGAAGGUCAUUCUUCCAGCACUCCAUAUAAAGACUGCUGCCCACAGAGUGGAGUACAAAAAGGAGUCACCACCAGUCUUCACCCCAUCCCUACCAGCAUCUGUCCCUAAGUGA
Messenger RNA from Hyaena hyaena (striped hyena), 1179 nucleotides. RefSeq names its product leucine rich repeat containing 74B (gene LRRC74B). The record is from RefSeq and is a predicted model, not a curated record. Bases 1 to 1179 code for a protein of 392 amino acids. Gene Ontology annotation, molecular function: protein binding. NCBI's taxonomy places the organism in Eukaryota, Metazoa, Chordata, Mammalia, Carnivora, Hyaenidae. The transcript is spliced from 9 exons.